GAACUGCAAGCAGAGGCCUCAAGCGGAUGCUAGGCUGUGAUCGUGAAGGGACAGUAUGGCAGAGGUGAAUAUAUCAAGCUUUGCAAUCUCAGUUCUUGCGAAAGCUGCGUCCUUUGGUACUGACUGGGCUGUUUCCGAGAUCAAGUCAGCUUGGAAUGUCAAGAAAGAAAUAGAGAAGUUGGAGAGAUCACUAAGAUCCAUAUGUGCUGUUCUUAAAGAUGCUGAGUGCAAACAGUCUACUUCCCACGCCCUUCAAGAGUGGUUGGAUAAUCUGAAGGAAGCAGUCUAUGACAUAGACGAUGUUUUGGAUGAUGUGGCCACCGAAGCAUUAGAGCAAAACGUUCAUAAAGGUCUCAUCAAUCAAACACGGCACCUGCUUACUUAUCCAUUCAAAUUGAGUCACCGAAUAAACGAAGUUCGCGAAAAGCUCGAUGAGAUAGCAGCCAACAGAUCGCAGUUUGCAUUAACUGAGCAGCCAAUUGAUACCCUGUCAUCUAGGAGCAGCAACAGGGAAACACACUCUUUCAUAACUGAACCAGAAAUUGUUGGAAGGGAUGAAGCUAAAUAUGAGAUUGUCAAGAGGAUUUUGGUAGCUGCAGAAUUAAAUCAUUUCUCUGUUCUUCCUAUUGUUGGUUUAGGAGGUAUUGGAAAAACUGCAAUAGCGAAACUGGUUUAUUGUGAUGCACAGAUUUCUGAGAAGUUUGAGAAAAGGUUAUGGGCUUGUAUAUCUGAUGUAUUUGAUCUCAAGAAGAUCUUGGAUGACAUAAUGCAAUCAGGUACAGGUGAAAGCAACAAACAAAUGAACCUGGAGAUGCUACAGAGCAAGCUACGCGAGUUUUUACAGGGAAAGAGAUAUCUGCUGGUGUUGGAUGACAUGUGGAAUGAUAAGUAUGAGUGGGAGGAGCUAAGAAGCCUACUAUCUAGUGGAGGAUGUGGAAGUGUGAUAAUAGUCACCACACGCAGUAUAAAUGUUGCAUCGCUUUGGAAGACCCUAGAACCAUAUGAUGUGGAAAAAUUACCUGAGGAUGAGUGCAUGCAAAUAUUCACGCGUUAUGCGUUUAGAGGUGGAGGGGAAAAGGACCCUGAGUUGUUGAAAAUUGGGAAAUCCAUUGUUGAGAAAUGUUGUGGUGUCCCCUUGGCAGCAAAGACAUUGGGUUCCCUGUUGUGUAAUAGUCGUGAUGUUGGAGAAUGGCGGCGUAUCAAGGAAGGUGAACUUUGGAAUGUUGAGAAAAAUGUAUACAGCGGUGUAAUGGCAGCACUAAAACUAAGUUAUGAUGCACUUCCUCCCCACUUGCGGGCAUGCUUUUCUUGCUUAUCCAUUUUCCCAAAAGACUAUGAGAUAUUUACAGAUUCGUUGGUUAUGUUCUGGUUGGCAUUGGGGAUGUUGGUUACAAGCAAGGAACGUGAACAUGUGAUAUCUGCUGGAAGAAAAUACUUUCAUGAUCUUAUAGGAAGAUCGUUGUUCCAAGAUCAGUUUAUUAUUUUUAAUAACACCAUUCGUAGAUGUAAAAUGCAUGAUCUUAUCCAUGAUCUUGCGCUAUUGGUGUCCCAAAAAGAGCAAGCUGUUAUAAGUUGUGAAAAAACUAGUUUAUCUGAAAGGGUUAAGCAUGUGGUGUGGGAUCGCAAGGACUUCUCACUAGAGCUUAGAUUUCCUAAGCAGCUGAAGAAGGUGUGUAAAGUGAGAACAUUUGCUAGCGUAUUAAACUAUGGUACCGUGAGCAAAGCUUUUCUUCAUGACCUCUUCUCAACGUUCACUCUUCUUCGUGUCUUGAUCUUUCCUGGGGCUUACUUUGAAGAGUUGCCAGGUUCAAUUGGAAAUUUGAAGCACUUACGGUACCUAGAUAUUCAAUGGAACCAGAAAAUCAAAUGCUUGCCAAAUCCGUUAUGUAAGUUGGUCAAUCUACAAACGGUUAUUCUCGGUCGGUGCGACCAACUAGAAGGGCUACCAAGAGACGUGCAUCAACUUGUUGGCCUUACCUCCUUGAACCUCACGUCAAAGCAGAAGUAUCUACUAAAAAGUGGGUUUUGUGGUUGGCCUUCCCUAACGUUUCUAUAUUUGAAUGACUGUGUUGAGUUAACAUCACUGACAGAUGCAUUCGGUAGCCUCACUGCCCUGGGAGCUGUACAUCUCCAAUUGUCCGAAGCUGGCUUCUCUCCCCUCUGCCAUGAACCAGCUCUCUGCCCUUGAGGAGUUGGGGAAGCCUUGGGUGGGCUGGAGAGUCUUCGUACGCUCAACCUUGUUGGGCUUCCGAAGUUGGUGGGUUUCCCGGCGAGCUUCCAGUCUGCUGCAUCCUCUCUUCAAUAUGUUGCUAUUGAUGAUUGCAAAGGGCUGAAGAAGCUACCAGGUUUCAUCCAAAGUUUUGCUUGUCUUAAGAGGAUUUUGAUUCGUGACUGCCCUGAGUUGGGCAGGAGAUGCACGGCUGAAUCCGGCGAGGAUUUUCGUCUCAUCUGCCAUGUUCCGGAGAUUUACAUUGAUUAAAAAUUCUGGUGCAUCGUAGGCCCGCCAACAUCAAGCUCAUAGACAACUUGCUGGUUUCAAGAAUUUCCGCUCAGAGAAACUGCAUUCGAAUAUUUGGGAGGGUGACCUCCCUGACUCUACGUAUUGAUGCACAUCGUAUCUGUACCAUUUGUUUGAAACCUAUUAUAGAUACAUGCUUGUUCCUUAGUUAAGAUGGUUCAUUUGCUGCACAUUUGUACUACAUUCAUGUGUAAUAAAUAGUGCACAUCUAUUAUUAUAUAUAAAGGAAUAGGAAAAGGA
Messenger RNA from Oryza brachyantha (malo sina), 2758 nucleotides. Its product is annotated as disease resistance protein RGA2-like. Gene Ontology annotation, biological process: defense response to other organism. Lineage: Eukaryota; Viridiplantae; Streptophyta; Magnoliopsida; Poales; Poaceae. The record is from RefSeq and is a predicted model, not a curated record. Gene Ontology annotation, molecular function: ADP binding.